GAUAUCAGAUGUCAGAUUUUGUAAGCCGGUGUCAAGUCUGUACUAGGCUGCGCUCUUCAGACUGACUUUCAGCUGCCUAUAUCGUUGCUUCAAGACAGUCAGUUGUUAUUGUUUGUUGUGUCCAUAUUGGUCUUGUUUGUUUUAAUUUAAUUUAAAUUUUGUUACGGAUCCUGCACCAUGAGUGAAGAACAUCUUGCUGUAGAUUCAGCCUGCCCACCGAUGAAGGACGGAGAAGUGCGUCUGUACGGGAUGAGGUUCUGCCCGUUCACCCAGAGGGUCCGUAUUGUGCUGAACGCCAAGAACAUCCCACACAAUGUUGUGAACAUCAACCUUAAAAACCAGCCCGAGUGGUACUUCAAAAUUCAUCCUGACGGGAAAGUUCCUGCGCUGGACACGGGCAACGAAGUGGUGUUGGAGUCCCUGGACAUCGCUGACUUCCUGGACGAGAAGUUCCCCGACCCUCCCCUCUAUCCCAAUGACCCGGAACUGAAGAGCCGAGAUAAGGAAUUCAUUAAGAAAUUUGGCAAGGUCGUUGGCGCAACAUCGAGGGCUCUUCACAAUACGGAUAACUUGCCGGUAGAAGAGUACCUUAAAGAUAUCUUGGAACCUCUGGAAGAAUUCGAAGCGGAACUGACAAACCGAGGGACCACUUUCUUCGGAGGUGAUAAUCCGGGAAUGCUGGACUACAUAAUGUGGCCCUGGAGCGAACGUUCCAAAGUUCCAAGUGCCCUGCAGGAUAAGGAAUUCCAUUUCCAGAAAGAGAAGUUUCCAACGUUGGUUGCCUGGAGAGACGCGAUGAAAGAUGUGAACGCUGUGCGUGAUACCAUCACGAGCCUAGAGACGCAUGUCAAAUUCCUGAAGGGUUACUCAGGGGCCAAUCCCGAAUUCGACAACCUGUAAACACUUUCUAGAUUUCGGGAAGUGAACCUACACUCUCCAAGGAACUUAUAUCGAACAGAUACGCUUAAUGCAUUUGCUUCUUAAAAUAGCAGAGGGCACUUUCUAUUGUAUUGCUUUGCUUCUAACUUCCAACUUGACAAUAACAAUUAACCAAGAAAGCGUCUAUACCUAGAUAGCAAAGGGCAUUGUCGUGAACGAACCGCGUCUUUUAAUACCACCGUUAAGGUGUUGAAGUAGUUUGCCGAUGUCAUAACAGGAGAGCGCCACAUUCGCUACGGUUAUGGACGCAACACCUGACUUGCUCGUCUCAUGCAGACGUAAAUGUUUACCAGUUUAUUAAACCACUGCAAUAAUUUGUGUAUUAUCGUGUUAUAUAGACGUCUGUAUUUUUUUAGGCGCAUAAAGUAAUAUCAGAGCCUAUUAUGUUCUGAAUGGAAAUACAUUGUGUGAAAAACGUG
This is a messenger RNA of Zootermopsis nevadensis, 1358 nucleotides long. Its product is annotated as pyrimidodiazepine synthase. Lineage: Eukaryota; Metazoa; Arthropoda; Insecta; Blattodea; Termopsidae. Gene Ontology annotation, cellular component: cytoplasm. Gene Ontology annotation, biological process: glutathione metabolic process. The record is from RefSeq and is a predicted model, not a curated record. Gene Ontology annotation, molecular function: glutathione transferase activity; glutathione dehydrogenase (ascorbate) activity.